GGAGUCCUGUGGCGCUGCCCCUGCCACAGUCAGCCAUAUUGCGGCCAUCGGGGAAGGGCAGGCAGCGACGCCCACAGGGCUAGGGAGCCUCCGGGGUAGACGCGCGGAGCUGCGGCCGUCGCUUCGCUCAGUCGGGUAGGGAGGACGCGCCUACGGGGCUGCACAGAGGAAAGAAGGAACACUGUAGGCUGCUGCAUGACUAUUUCCUUUUGGACCAACAGAAAAACUUCUACAAUCCAAAAUGCCAAAGCCAGUGAACGUUCGCGUUACCACUAUGGAUGCAGAGCUGGAAUUUGCCAUCCAGCCUAAUACUACAGGCAAGCAGUUGUUUGACCAGGUGGUCAAGACUAUAGGCUUGCGUGAAGUGUGGUACUUUGGUCUUCAGUAUGUUGAUAAUAAAGGCUUUCCAACCUGGCUGAAGCUUGACAAAAAGGUCUCUGCUCAAGAUGUCAGGAAAGAGAAUCCCCUGCAGUUUAAAUUCCGUGCCAAGUUCUUCCCUGAGGAUGUGUCUGAGGAGCUAAUCCAGGACAUCACGCAAAAGCUGUUUUUCCUACAGGUCAAGGAGGGAAUCCUGAGUGAUGAGAUCUAUUGCCCACCUGAAACUGCAGUCCUCCUUGGGUCUUAUGCUGUGCAAGCCAAAUUUGGAGACUACAAUAAGGAAAUGCACAAGCCUGGAUACCUCAGUUCUGAGCGGAUGAUCCCCCAACGAGUAAUGGACCAGCACAAACUCUCUAGAGAACAGUGGGAAGACCGGAUCCAGGUCUGGCAUGCUGAACAUGGGGGAAUGCUCAAAGAGAAUGCCAUGCUAGAAUACCUGAAGAUUGCCCAGGACUUAGAGAUGUAUGGAAUCAACUAUUUUGAAAUCAAGAACAAAAAAGGGACAGAACUUUGGCUGGGGGUAGAUGCCCUUGGACUAAACAUUUAUGAGAAGGAUGACAAAUUGACCCCUAAGAUUGGCUUCCCUUGGAGUGAGAUCAGAAAUAUUUCUUUCAAUGAUAAGAAGUUUGUUAUAAAACCUAUUGACAAGAAAGCACCAGAUUUUGUGUUUUAUGCUCCUCGUCUGAGAAUUAACAAGAGGAUCUUGCAGCUGUGCAUGGGAAACCAUGAGUUGUACAUGCGUCGCAGAAAGCCUGACACCAUUGAGGUCCAGCAGAUGAAAGCUCAAGCCCGUGAAGAGAAGCACCAGAAACAACUGGAAAGGCAACAAUUAGAAAAUGAAAAGAAGAAGAGAGAGACAAUUGAAAAGGAAAAAGAGCAGAUGUUAAAGGAGAAAGAAGAGCUGAUAGUGAGACUGCAAGAAUAUGAACGGAAGACACAGAAAGCAGAACAAGAGCUGUCUGACCAAAUCCAAAAAGCCAUGAUGCUCGAGGAGGAAAGAAAAAGGGCUCAAGAGGAAUCAGAACGUCUAGAGAAUGAUCGUUUGGCUGCUCUGCAAGCUAAGGAAGAACUAGAGAGACAAGCUGCCGACCAAAUGAAGAGCCAGGAGCAGCUGGCUACAGAGCUUGCAGAAUACACAGCAAGGAUUGCACUUUUGGAAGAAGCAAGAAAGCGCAAGGAGGGUGAGGUGGAAGAAUGGCAGCACAGGGCUAAAGAAGCCCAAGAUGAUCUCGUAAAAACAAAAGAGGAGCUGCACUUGGUGAUGACUGCUCCACCUCCUCCUCCCCCACCAGUGUAUGAGCCAGUAAACUAUCAUGUCCAUGAUAAUCUACAAGAUGAAGGAAUGGAUUCAUUUGGCUACAGUGCAGAAUUCUCAAGUGAAGGCAUACUAGAUGAUCGCAAUGAAGAAAAGCGUAUUACAGAAGCUGAAAAGAAUGAGCGUGUUCAGAGGCAGCUGAAGACCCUGACUGAUGAACUUGCCCAAGCCAGAGAUGAGAACAAGAAGACCCAAAAUGACAUCAUCCAUACAGAGAACAUACGACAAGGACGUGACAAGUACAAGACGCUGAGACAGAUUCGACAAGGCAAUACCAAACAGAGGAUUGAUGAAUUUGAAGCCAUGUAAAAGCACCAAGAAGGCAAGAUGGCAAAUGCAGAUCUUGAAUACUGACUUUUCUGAUUGAAGGGUCACUGAACAGACACACCAAAUAAUAUCCCCACUCCCUCUCACUUGGAUGCUACCUGAACUUAGCAAUCAUCAACUUCAGUAAGUGCACAGGGGUUGCUGCCAGAGAAUAUCAGUCAAAUCUUGGAAACUUCACAUUUGGCCAUAUCCUAGUGCCAAAAGGCCUUUCUUUGUUGUCUAAUUUUAAGAUUUACAUGAAGUUAAGAACAGGAACUUCCACAGUGGCAGACACAUUAGGCUAAAAAAUUAGUAAUAAACCUACUGUUAGUGUGGUGUGCCAUGUUUCUUAUUGCUAAGCAUCACAACAAAUUAGACCGCACAUAGGGCUAUAAAAGCCAGCAUGUCUGCCAUGUAAUCCCCCUGCCCCAUUGCACAAAUGUCACAACAAAUGCAAAGAAUCUUCUUUUUCUAGUUCUAAGUCUAAGCGAAGUUAAAUUACCAUUUGAUCUGGAGACAUUUCCACAGUGACUACUCAUAUACUGUGUUACACUUGGAUACCCUCCUGUGUAAGAGGUAGGCAGGAAUAUUAUUGUCCUUCAGCCUGAUUGAAGUGUGGUACUCCAGCUUAACCAAUCAGCUGUAGUGUAGUAUUUAUAUACCUAUAUUAAAAUGUAAGUGCAAAUAUGAAUUAUAAUUCUAGUUUGAAAAGGGAGGAUGAAAGUUUUUGCUUUGUAUAUUUUGUUACCUCUUUCAGAUUUAAUAUUAAAAUAAUACGUUAGAAUUAGCUCCUAUUUGCUGCAAAGCAAUGUAGGGAACUGAUUACUAUCUAGAAGACAUUUGUAAAAGUGAUUUUUUUUACUUUAAAGAACAUUGUGAUACAUACCUAUGAUUCAGUAUAUACAAUUUCACUGUACCUAUUUUUUCUAACCAUUUUUGAAUUUUUAAAAAAUGAUAAUAGUUUCAGACUCCAACCAUGAAGGGACCUUCUGUCAUCUUGUUAUUCUCUAUUAAAGAGUGUUCUAUGGAUUUCUUCCACCACUUUUCCCAUAUUAGUCUUCAUCCCCCAAAACAAUUCCCCCUUAAGACUGGCAAUCUGAUAGAACACCAGAGUAAUGUAUCAGUUUGGUUCUACAUAAACUCAAAGUUUAAACCUUCAUGUUAAGUGUUAUGGGAUUUGUUUGCAAUUCACCAACCAAUAAAAAAAUCUUAAGGCAA
Messenger RNA from Sphaerodactylus townsendi, 3217 nucleotides. RefSeq names its product ezrin (gene EZR). The coding region runs from base 242 to 2002 and encodes 586 amino acids. NCBI's taxonomy places the organism in Eukaryota, Metazoa, Chordata, Lepidosauria, Squamata, Sphaerodactylidae. The record is from RefSeq and is a predicted model, not a curated record. The transcript is spliced from 14 exons. Gene Ontology annotation, molecular function: cell adhesion molecule binding; actin binding. Gene Ontology annotation, cellular component: microvillus; apical part of cell; filopodium. Gene Ontology annotation, biological process: positive regulation of protein localization to early endosome; positive regulation of early endosome to late endosome transport; regulation of organelle assembly.